Messenger RNA from Haliaeetus leucocephalus (bald eagle), 2502 nucleotides. It is a transcript of the gene ORC4, whose product is annotated as origin recognition complex, subunit 4. The coding region runs from base 870 to 2180 and encodes 436 amino acids. The record is from RefSeq and is a predicted model, not a curated record. Gene Ontology annotation, cellular component: nuclear origin of replication recognition complex; nucleus. Gene Ontology annotation, biological process: DNA replication; DNA replication initiation. The transcript is spliced from 14 exons. Gene Ontology annotation, molecular function: ATP hydrolysis activity; DNA replication origin binding. NCBI's taxonomy places the organism in Eukaryota, Metazoa, Chordata, Aves, Accipitriformes, Accipitridae.
GGAUGGCUGAGGUGCUUCGGUAUAACUUGGCCAGCCGCGGAUGGAAACCGCUCCUCGUCCGGUUUUCUUGUUGCUAUUGUGCUCCCGUUUAAUUAAUCUAACGGCUUCGGUUCAGCUUCCUUAGCGUUGUUUUCCCGCGCCUCGCACUCCCCUGGGUCUGGGUCCACAACGACUGCUUCGUUUCUCUAUGUUUUUUUCUUUAGCAGCCGGUCUCGUUCUUCGCAGGCAUAGCUGCUGUGCCAGGGGACUGAACAAGGCGGGCCUUGCAACAGAAGGAGCAAGACUGGGAGAAGAGGGGAACAGCUGUGCUAAAAUGAGCGUAAAUGGUUGCGGAGCAAGUCUGGGAAGCUUUCUGUUGACACAAAGAGGGAGAAUUGUUUUUUACUCGUGCUGCUUAUCUGUGGUUAUUGUUAUAAGCUGCAGCAGUAUAAGCAUAGAUAGCUAACUGUUCCUAUAAAAACUCAGUUGUCGUGACUUAAUGUGAUACUGUGCUCCUGUAGCUUGUUCCAGCUGUGGAAGCAUAAAUACAUUGUUCCAAACUCUCUUCAACGCAAUUAAAAUGAAUAAAUUAGGCUUGGUGGUUGGUCAGCGGAGAAGGUGUACAAAUGCCACUUGUUAGUACAACUUAGUUGAAGGCUAUCGAUUCGGUUGUUUGCAAUAAUGUGUCUGCAGUGUAAAUGUGCUGGCUGUGACGCUCCUGGUUCUGUGUGAGGUCAGCUUGUAUGCAGCUGUGCUGUCUUCAUCGAACUUGGUAUGUCAUUCACAGACUCGUCAAUGUCAUCGUUGCCGUUAAGAACUUGCUAGAAGAGCUUGGAAGAAAACUUGAAGAAAAACUUUCAUAUCGGUUGCAUUAGGUGAAAAGUUCCGCAAUGAGUAAACGCAAGUCAAAGGAGAGCAGUGGAGCAAAUGGAGACAGUAUUUCACAGGUGCAAAAAAUUUUACGUGAAAGAUUCUGUCAUGAUUGUGCUACUGGAAAACUGUUUGGGAUUGAACAUCAGUACAGGCAUCUGCUGGAACUGCUGAAACGAACUACAGUGCAUGGAGAAAGUAAUUCUGCCCUCAUUAUUGGACCCCGAGGAUCAGGAAAGACUGCGUUAUUAAAUCAUGUCUUAAAAGAGCUCACAGAAAUGAAACAAGUUAGAGAGAACCUCUUGGAAGUUCAUCUGAAUGGGCUUCUGCAAACCAAUGAUAAAGUGGCCCUGAAGGAGAUCACUAGACAGUUGCACCUGGAAAAUGUGGUUGGGGAUAAAGUUUUUGGCAGUUUUGCUGAAAAUCUUGCGUUCCUUCUUGAAGCUUUAAAGAAAGGAGAUCGAACUAGCAGUUGUCCAGUCUUGUUUAUACUGGAUGAAUUUGACUUGUUUGUUCAUCACAAGAAUCAGACACUGCUCUAUAACCUCUUUGAUAUAUCCCAGUCAGCACAGACUCCAGUAACAGUUAUUGGACUCACUUGUAGACAGGAUAUCCUGGAGCUCUUGGAGAAGAGAGUAAAAUCAAGGUUCUCUCACCGACAGAUAUAUUUGACGAAUUCCUUUGAUUUUAAACAAUACAUUAGGAUAUUCAAGGAACAGCUUUCUCUUCCUGCUGGAUUUCCUGAUGAGUCUUUUGCACAAAAAUGGAAUAAAAAUGUUCAGCAUCUCUCAGAGGAUAAAACUGUGCAAGACAUGCUGCAGAACCUUUUUCACCACACUAAAGAUCUGCGCUCACUUCAUUUGCUGUUGAUGCUUGCCGUAAGUAACGUUAAUGUGCAUCACCCGCUUAUCACUGCAUCAGAUCUUCAUGAGGCAAGCAAGCAGUCUAGAAUGGACUCAAAAGCAAAUAUUGUACAUGGUUUGUCUGUCCUGGAAAUCUGCUUAAUUAUAGCUAUGAAACACUUAAAUGAUGUUUAUGAAGGAGAACCAUUUAACUUCCAGAUGGUUUACAACGAAUUCCAGAAGUUCAUACAAAGGAAGGCGCAUUGUAUGUACAACUUUGAAAAGCCGGUUGUCAUGAAGGCAUUUGAACACCUGCUACAACUGGAAUUAGUAAGACCAAUAGAAAGACCAUCUGUACGUGCUCAGAGAGAGUACCUCUUAAUGAAACUGCUUUUGGACAACAAUCAAAUCAUGGAUGCUUUGCAAGCGUAUCCAAACUGCCCGACGGAUGUUAAACAGUGGGCAGCCUCGUCACUCAGUUGGCUGUGAGCUCUUUGGAACUUGCGGUAUCACAUUCUAGAUCCAAGCUUUUGGAGUUAGCUGUAACUCCAGAAGAUGUAAUGUUUACCUUACCCACAGCAGGGUGUUCAGAUUAAUAAAUUUUUGGAAUAAGCUUGCUUUGCUGAUGGAUUUGGGAUUUUGUUUUUUAAGGAGAAUGUAUGUAUACUGAUUUUACCUUCUAAUGGCUAAAUCUGACUUAAAUGCUGAGGCAGUUCAGCUCAGCCCAGUGCUAACUCAUUUCCGCACACAAUUUCUGCUUUGCAGAAAUCAAAGCUCUUUCUUUGGUGUGUCUCAAUCUCCGAUUAUGAGC